This is a messenger RNA of Amphibalanus amphitrite, 3023 nucleotides long. RefSeq names its product TRAF3-interacting protein 1-like (gene IFT54). The transcript has 13 exons. NCBI's taxonomy places the organism in Eukaryota, Metazoa, Arthropoda, Thecostraca, Balanomorpha, Balanidae. Gene Ontology annotation, cellular component: axoneme; centrosome; intraciliary transport particle B. Gene Ontology annotation, biological process: cilium assembly; regulation of microtubule cytoskeleton organization; intraciliary transport. The coding region runs from base 344 to 1984 and encodes 546 amino acids. Gene Ontology annotation, molecular function: microtubule binding. The record is from RefSeq and is a predicted model, not a curated record.
GUCCAUCUACUCACAGCUUAUUGUUUUUCAGCGGAAACUACCGGUAAAACGCGGUUUGCCGGUAGAAAACUACGUUUGUCGUUUGCCACCGGUCUAGGCUACGUUGGCGAAUGGCGCCUGGUGGUAUGGCAGAGUGGCUAGGCUAUGAAAUGUUUUUGGUGUAUUGUUUUCCGUGUAUUGAUAGCAGCCACUUCUUAACCCCGUGAAGUGCCAUGUUCGUCCAGGUCCUGUCUGUAGGCCAUUGGCAAGGCGCUGGCGGUCAUUGAAGUCGGUCGACGGCAGGCGUACGAAUGGACCGGUGAAAGCUUCAGAUCGAAUCAGAUAAGUCAUCGGUUUCGAAGUCAUGGCAGAAGAAAUAGACCCUAUAGUGCUGCAGGCGACCAAAGAUUCGCUGGGAAAAUACAUCAAGAAGCCACCGCUAUCUGACAAGCUUCUUGGAAAGCCGCCCUUCAAGUUUCUUCACGAUAUAUUUUCUGUUGUUAUUAAAGAACAUGGCCUGAUGGAGGGACUCUUCACCCCGGCCGAAAUGAAGUCAGACACAUUCAAGGACAAGGAGAGCAAGGUUGCAUACAUACAGAAGGUUAUCGAUGUCAUGGAGUUUGUCACCGGUGAUAAGCUUCACAUCAAACCUGGAAAAGUUGUGGCCGGGUUGGAAACUGCUAAAACGAAUGCACUUCUUCAAAGCAUCGGGAAGGCGUUAGAAACAAAGGCAACGUCCGGCGAGGCAGUCAAAAAGGUUCUUGCCGGGGAGAAGCCAGGCAAAAAGAAGGACAAAGAUAAAGACAAAGAUAAGUCCAAAAAGAAAGACAAAGAUGGGGCCUCGCCCAAGAAGCCCAAAGGUGGUGCGUCAUUAUCAGACGCAACCAACAAGUCGCCUGACAAAAAGUCAAAAAAGGACAAGGACGAUAAAAAGAAGUCCAAAAAAGAUGAUGGUGACGAAAAGGGCAAGAAGUCAAAGGACAAGGACUCGGACAAACCGAAGAAAAAGAAGGGAGAGGGUAAAGAAGAUGACAAAGGCAAGAAAGGAAAAGAUGACAAGGAAGGGAAGAAGAAGAAAAAGAAGAAGAUUCCCAAGUUUGAGGACAUCAUGGCGGACAUUGCUCCGACGGGCUCUGAGCCCGGUGUGGAGGCGCAGCCGGAGCUGCAGAUGGAGGCCAAGGAGGCCGAGCCGGCGCCGGCCGAGGAGGAGGGCGACAUCACCAUGGACACUACCGUCCCGCUCAGUGACGGCGGCACGGGUUUCUCGGCGCCUCGGCCGCGCACGGCCCGAUCAGCGCGGCCCAGCAGCGCGCGACCGGCCGCUCCGAGACCCAAACAGCGAGCGGCCAUCGAGCAGCAGCUGGAUGACGUGGCGCCCGGUGGAGCGGCCGCCGCCGCCGCCGUCAUGUUCGACGAGGAUGACGACGACGACGAUCACUUUGUGGUCGAGGAGAAGAAACUGGCGCCCGACCCGGGUCUGGCGGCGAUGAUGCAGCCGGACGAGAACCUGGCAGAACAGGCGGAGGAGGGCGAGCACGGCCUCCUCGUCUCACAAAUCCUCGAGACCAAAAAGUCCAUGGAGGAGGAGCUCAAGGGAAAAACGCAAAUCGAGCGAGACUCGGGUGCCGACAAGGGCAAGAGCCGCGACAAGGACGCCGUCCGUAAGGAGGUGGCCCGACUUAGGGAGAGCAUACAAAAGGUCACCAAGUCGGCCAACCCGCUAGGUAAAAUGAUGGACUUCCUUCAAGAGGACGUGGAUUCGAUGCAGCGGGAAUUGGACAAAUGGAGACUGGAAAACAAGGAAAUGACGCAACAAAUCCGCUCAGAAAUGGACACGACCAACACGUCUAUCGAGCCGCUGAAGGCGGCGCUGUCCGAGUACGAACAGAGCAUCCAGGACCAGCUGGACAAGAUCUCGGCAGUCCGCGCCUCAGUGCUCAACAACGAAAUGAAAAUCGCCAAGAUGAUGGCGGGCGUGAUGAACGUAGCGGCCUCGGCGCCUUAGGAACGGAGCCACUAGGUCUCCCUCGGCCACGAGCGGUGGAUGGAAGACCUACGCCUUCUUGACUGUCUCCUGUCCGUCAGCUGGCGGUGGAAGCUGUGAUAACGGCCGCACAGCAAGACAGAUGAUCUGGAGUGCACCAGGACGCGAGGCCAGUUUGGCUCUCGGGUGCCUCACAUGUUCUCGGCCGUCUCCCCGACUCCGUUUGGUGGUGUGUGAGGAGAUGCACGGAAUGAAAGGGGGACGGCAAGGAUGGCUGCCUUCAAUGUUUGUUGUCGUUACGGGAACUGUUAACGUUACUAUGAAGCGCUGUUGACCUUCAAGUUCCGCUAAGUUAACCUCACAUGCUUCUGAGUUCCAUUCACCUUAUCAGUCAAGUAGCAUUGUUUUUAUCACAUUAAUAUUUGUCUUGGUGUUAUCGAAACCCAAGCAUGGUCUCGUAUCACCAUUGGCGUCACCACAUAUGCAUGUCUUAUGUUUGUGAUGCAUCCCGAUAUAACCGUUUGUCUGAGCGUAUGCGUUAAAUACUCGAAGUUGUGUCCUCCUCAGCCAUUUGUGCCUGGAGUUGACCGUAUCAGUGAUCUCAGUGCGAUCGUCUCGAGUCAGUCGGUCGCGCACAGAAGAUAUCGAGAGUCGUGCCUAUCAGUGGUUCAGACUUCAGAUGCAUGCGUGGGUGAGACGGUUGGCAAACCCAGUGUUCCGGCACCACGCUGAAAGUCGGAAGUGCGCCUCAUUUCGUCAACCAGCUGAUACCAUUAUCUCGCUGUUUUCGUGACGUCACGGCGCGGGCGGGAGAAUGUUUGACACAACUUACCAAGCGGCGUUCUCUAACGAAACGAGUUUCACCGACGCGUGUGUUCGAUGUGUCAGAAUUCGCCGAUGCUGUUCGCAUAGCUGUUCGGCCUGUGGCGGACACUGAUGUUCAUUGUAGACGUGUUACCCGGCUCACGCCACGGAGGAACUGUGCGAGUGGUGACUGACUGGUCAUCGGAUGAUGGUCGAAUGCACGAUAUACACAAUACAGGCGCUGUGGGUUUGAGAA